AAACAACAACUCAUCGCCAAAUUCGCUUCAUCACACAAAAGCCACGCCUCUGCAAUUGCUUCUUCCCGCCAGGAGCUGUAAUUCAUCAUGGGUCGAGACCAGAAUGUCGAAAACUUACCGCAGACGGUCGCUGAACUAGAAGCCCUCCCUUGGUGUCGGGCACUCCUCACAAGCCCAAGAGUUACAACUUUCAUUCCACCAUCCCGCGUCCCAGAAAAUGUCAAUCUACACGACAGAUUCUUCGGUAAAACGCUCAACAACUCGACUGGUGUACCGGCUUGCAUUAGCUUCCAUAUCGAGGCCCCGGGUCGAUCUCUCAUCACAGAACUCUCGUCCCUAUUCGCGCUUUCAAGAGGGGUUGAUGGCUAUCCCAACAUCGCGCACGGUGGCAUGACUGCAGUGCUCAUCGACGAGGUUCUUGGCGUCUUAAUUCAGAGGAACAUGGACACAGAGCGAGACGACCCGAUCUUCAAGAUGAACACAGUGACCUCUUCGAUGAACAUCAAAUACCUCAAGCCUAUCAAAACGCCAGGUGUUGUGCUAGGAACUGGGCAAAUCAAGGAAAUUCGUGGGAAGAAGAUCGUGCUUAGAGCUGUUCUCAAAGACGCAGAUGGUGUGGAGCUGGUGAUCUGCGACUCAAUAUGGAUUGGUAUCCCUAGAGUAAAGAUGUAGCAUGACUCUAGAAAGAGUUGGAAAGAACAUGUACAUACGCCUGCGCCAUUCAACAUUUGGUCUGCGCACAUGCAACUUCCGGCCUACAUCGUAAUCCACGAGAGUGGCAAUUUGGCAGGGCU
Molecule: messenger RNA, 794 nt
Organism: Colletotrichum godetiae
Lineage: Eukaryota; Fungi; Ascomycota; Sordariomycetes; Glomerellales; Glomerellaceae
Product: thioesterase superfamily protein
Exons: 1
Coding region: 88-672 (194 amino acids)
Source: RefSeq, a predicted model, not a curated record